UCCCCCUCUCUCUCUCUCUCUCUCUCUCUCUCUCUCUCUCUCUCUCUCUCUCACACACACACGCUCACGCACAUUGCUUCUCCUCGUCGCAAACCACAUGUUCUCGACAUUUUUCCAUCUAAUGCCCUCGUGAUUCAGGCGCACGGAGAGGCAAUGGCAUCCAAGAGGGGACAGAGGAACAGAGGCGGGGGCGGAUCUCGCUCCUCGAUUUUGGUUCUCGUAUUCUUCUCCCUCCUCGGGACUCUUAUUUUCUUCGUUGGACGAGGACUCUCCACUUCUACUUCGAUUGGUCGAAAUAAUGCUUUAACUGGUUCAAAUAAAGAGGAUGUAGAUUGGAGAGAGAGGUUUGCUGCACAACACCUAAAGUCCCUUUUCUCGAAAGAGGUGAUUGAUGUCAUCACAGCCAGCACAAAUGAUUUGGGACCUCUGAGCCUUGAUUUUUUCAGAAAGAAUAAUUUUUCUGCUUCUUGGAAAGUUGUUGGAAAAGAAACCGCGGUUGAGAGUAAUGCCACUUCUGUUGAGAAAAAUCAAAUAGCUGCAAUCAUCAAGAAAGAACCCCCUGAAGGGAAACAGGAUGAUUCUUCAGAGAAUCAUUCUCACUUUGUUGAUACACCUGCGAAAUCAGCAAGAAGGCAAUUGAGGGAUAAAAGACGUGAAAAGCGCGCAGCUGACUUGCUUAAACAAGAUGAUGAAGUAAUUGUAAAGCUUGAAAAUGCAGCCAUUGAACGUUCUAAAUCAGUUGACUCAGCAGUUCUGGGAAAGUACAGUAUAUGGAGGAAAGAGAAUGAAAAUGAGAACCCUGAUACAACAGUACGCUUGAUGCGUGAUCAAAUAAUUAUGGCGAGGGUGUAUAUAAGCAUCGCAAGUAUGAAAAACAAACAUGACUUGGCCCAAGAACUACAGAAUCGGCUCAAAGAAAGUCAACGUGCUUUAGGGGAGGCAACUGCAGAUGCGGACCUUCCUCGCAGUGCACCCGAGAAAAUCAAAGCUCUGGGCCAACUGCUCCCAAAAGCUAGAGAGCAACUGUUUGAUUGCAAACUCGUUACGGGAAAGCUGAGAGCAAUGCUUCAAACAGCUGAUGAGCAAGUUAGGAGCUUGAAGAAGCAGAGCACAUUCCUGAGCCAGUUAGCUGCCAAAACUAUUCCAAAUGGAAUUCACUGCUUAUCUAUGCGCUUAACCAUAGAUUACUAUCUCCUUCCAUUUGAGAAAAGAAGGUUUCCGAAGAGUGAGAAUCUGGAAAAUCCAGAACUUUACCAUUAUGCACUCUUCUCUGAUAAUGUAUUGGCUGCAUCAGUUGUUGUCAAUUCGACCAUCAGGAAUGCUAAGGAGCCCGAGAAGCAUGUAUUUCAUCUUGUCACUGACAAACUGAACUUUGGAGCUAUGAAUAUGUGGUUUCUGUUGAACCCUCCUGGAAAAGCCACCAUCCAUGUUGAAAACGUCGACGAAUUUAAGUGGCUCAACUCAUCUUACUGUCCAGUUCUUAGACAGCUAGAGAGUGCUUCCAUGAAGGAGUAUUAUUUCAAGGCAGAUCAUCCCACUACACUUUCUGCUGGCUCUUCUAAUCUCAAGUAUAGGAAUCCCAAGUACCUUUCAAUGCUCAACCACCUCAGGUUUUAUCUCCCUGAGGUUUAUCCCAAAUUGGAUAAGAUCCUUUUUCUUGAUGACGACAUUGUAGUCCAGAAGGACUUGACAGGAUUGUGGUCAGUGGAUCUUCAUGGAAAAGUGAAUGGUGCUGUGGAAACCUGUGGCGAGAGCUUUCAUCGUUUCGACAAGUAUCUUAACUUUUCUAAUCCUCAUAUUGCUAGAAACUUUGCUCCGAAUGCAUGUGGGUGGGCAUACGGGAUGAACAUUUUUGAUCUCAAGGAAUGGAAACGGAAAGAUAUUACCGGCAUAUAUCACAAGUGGCAGAAUAUGAAUGAAGAUAGAGUUCUGUGGAAGCUUGGAACUUUGCCUCCAGGACUGAUAACGUUUUAUGGACUAAUGCAUCCGCUUGAGAAGUCGUGGCAUGUGCUUGGUCUGGGUUAUAAUCCAAGCAUUGACAGAUUAGAAAUUGAGCGUGCAGCUGUUAUACACUACAAUGGAAACAUGAAACCAUGGCUGGAAUUGGCUAUGACAAAGUACCGGUCAUACUGGACCAAGUAUAUCAAGUUUGAUCACCCCUACAUUCGGAGCUGUAAACUGAGUGAGUGAGUUGAGGGUGGAUUACUUAGGUACAGUAAAUUGCUCUUCCUCCACUCUCCUUCCCUUGCCUGGUGUUUCAUCUGUCCAAUUCGAUGCUUACUUCAGUUCAAUUUAGUUUAGGACGAAGGGAGGGGUUCUACCUAUUAUGUGCCGUUUCCCCAUACCCUAAUCCUCAAUUGUUUAUUCUUGUGUGAUUGAAAUUUAUUUCUUUUCGUCACCCCCUCCCUCUGGGGUUAGUUUAGCUGUUUGACCUGUAACAAUUGUCUCCUGACGUUGCUUCUCAAGCUGUCUGGUUUGGACUGGAGAAUUGAACCUUAUAGAUUUCAAUGGAAUAUGAUUUGUGUAUUCUUUGAA
Molecule: messenger RNA, 2535 nt
Organism: Rhododendron vialii
Lineage: Eukaryota; Viridiplantae; Streptophyta; Magnoliopsida; Ericales; Ericaceae
Product: polygalacturonate 4-alpha-galacturonosyltransferase
Exons: 11
Coding region: 154-2190 (678 amino acids)
Molecular function (GO): polygalacturonate 4-alpha-galacturonosyltransferase activity
Source: RefSeq, a predicted model, not a curated record